AUGAAUGCCUUCGUGGAUAGGUCGGGUCGGAACGAAAGUCGACUAUUCUUCAAGCAACCACGAAAGUACGUGGUGCGUGCGGAGCAGAAAUAUUUAGUGUUAAGUAAUUUAUUAAGUUCACAUUCUACAAAAUGAGGGAAAUCGUGCACAUCCAAGCCGGUCAGUGCGGCAACCAAAUCGGCGCUAAGUUCUGGGAGAUCAUCUCCGACGAGCACGGCAUCGACCCCACCGGUGCCUACCAUGGGGACUCGGACCUGCAGCUGGAGCGCAUCAACGUUUACUACAAUGAGGCCUCCGGUGGCAAGUAUGUGCCCCGCGCCAUCCUUGUCGACUUGGAACCCGGCACCAUGGACUCUGUCCGCUCAGGACCUUUUGGACAGAUCUUCCGCCCGGACAACUUCGUAUUCGGUCAAUCCGGUGCUGGUAACAACUGGGCCAAGGGACACUACACCGAGGGUGCUGAACUCGUUGACUCAGUCUUAGACGUCGUACGUAAGGAAGCAGAAUCUUGUGAUUGCCUUCAAGGCUUCCAACUCACACACUCACUCGGCGGCGGUACUGGAUCCGGUAUGGGCACACUCCUUAUCUCCAAAAUCAGAGAAGAAUAUCCCGACAGAAUCAUGAACACAUAUUCAGUUGUACCCUCGCCUAAAGUGUCAGAUACAGUAGUCGAACCUUACAAUGCCACACUUUCAGUCCAUCAGUUAGUAGAAAACACGGAUGAAACCUAUUGUAUCGACAACGAGGCUCUCUACGACAUCUGCUUCCGCACGCUGAAAUUGUCCACACCCACGUACGGCGACCUCAACCACCUGGUGUCGCUCACCAUGUCCGGAGUAACUACCUGCCUCAGGUUCCCUGGUCAGCUGAAUGCGGAUCUCCGCAAACUGGCCGUGAACAUGGUGCCGUUCCCACGUCUCCACUUCUUCAUGCCCGGAUUCGCCCCGCUGACGUCUCGUGGUAGCCAGCAAUACCGUGCACUCACCGUACCCGAACUUACACAACAGAUGUUCGACGCCAAGAAUAUGAUGGCGGCGUGCGACCCACGUCAUGGCCGCUACCUCACCGUCGCCGCCAUCUUCCGUGGUCGCAUGUCCAUGAAGGAAGUCGACGAACAGAUGCUCAACAUCCAAAACAAGAACUCUUCAUACUUCGUCGAAUGGAUCCCCAACAACGUCAAGACCGCCGUGUGCGAUAUUCCACCCCGUGGCCUCAAAAUGGCCGCCACCUUCAUCGGCAACUCCACCGCCAUCCAGGAGCUGUUCAAGCGCAUCUCGGAGCAGUUUACCGCUAUGUUCAGGCGUAAGGCUUUCUUGCAUUGGUACACCGGCGAGGGCAUGGACGAGAUGGAGUUCACCGAGGCUGAGAGCAACAUGAACGAUCUGGUCUCGGAAUACCAGCAGUACCAGGAGGCGACCGCCGACGAGGACGCCGAGUUCGACGAGGAGCAGGAGCAAGAGAUCGAGGAGAACUAAACUACCAACCUAAUUCCUCGCAUCUCCUUUCACACCUUACCAACCUUCCCUUGUCCUCGUCUGGACUUUCGCAUUUUUUUGCUUCAGUAGUUUUAUACAACUUUCUAACAGUUCUGGAUGUAGUACCCUCGUCCUUAAAUGCAGGACAUUCUUGAUGUUGCGUUAUAGUAUUUACAUUCCCAGUGUUUUCUUGGCGGAAGGGCGCUCUCUGGAAUGUUUAUUACGAUAAACAGUUAUACCCCUUACGACGUGACCCCUUCACUUACACCUCUGCGGUGCUGUGAAUACACUGAUGACACAAAAGAAGAUCUUUUGUUUGAUAAGGCUGAACUUGAUUUUUUUAAUACCUAAGUUAAUUUUUAAUCUUUGUAACCAGUGUGAUUGAGUUAACGUUGGCUUUUUGGCAAUUAAAAGCUAAUAAUAAUGUCGUACAAUUUUUUCGAAGUCGAUCAAAGUUUUUAAUUAUUAUAUUCCAGCUGGUGAAUAAAUAAACUACAAUGAUUUUA
Nymphalis io (European peacock) is the source of this 1981-nucleotide messenger RNA. RefSeq names its product tubulin beta-1 chain. Lineage: Eukaryota; Metazoa; Arthropoda; Insecta; Lepidoptera; Nymphalidae. The record is from RefSeq and is a predicted model, not a curated record. Gene Ontology annotation, molecular function: GTP binding; GTPase activity; structural constituent of cytoskeleton. Gene Ontology annotation, biological process: mitotic cell cycle; microtubule cytoskeleton organization. Gene Ontology annotation, cellular component: cytoplasm; microtubule. The transcript is spliced from 2 exons. Bases 132 to 1475 code for a protein of 447 amino acids.